GUUACCAAAUCCAAAUCCAAAUCCAAAUCCUCCCCUUUAUAUUUUGUCCCUCAAAAUCUCCCUUUUCACUAUUUCCCUGAUCAUCUUUACCAACAAUAAUGGCGACUCUCACCACUCCCCAACCCCCACCCUCCCCCCGCACCGACGCCAUCGCCCUCCACAAAGCCUUCAAGGGCUUCGGCUGCGACACCUCCUCCGUCAUCUCCAUCCUCGCCCACCGCGACUCCAUCCAACGCGCCCAAAUCGCCCGCGAGUACCGCACCAUGUACUCCGAGGAUCUCUCCAAACGCCUCUCCUCCGAACUCAGCGGAAAUACCAAAAACGCCCUCCUCCUCUGGACCCCCGACCCCGCCACCCGCGACGCCACCAUCGUACGUCACGCCCUCACCUCCUCCGACCUCCGCGCCGCCACCGAGGUCAUCUGCUCACGCACACCCUCCCAGAUCUCCCAGUUCAAGCAACUCUACCACACAAUGUUCAACACCCAACUCGAACGCGACGUCGGAAUGUUCACCUCCGGCGACCUCAAGAACCUCCUGCUGGGUUUCGUCACCACUCCCAGAUACGAAGGCCUGGAAUUCGACAGGCUAGCUGCAGAGAACGACGCCAAAUCUCUAUACCGGGCCGGAGAGAAGAGACUUGGGACUGAUGAGAGGAAAUUCAUUGAAAUCUUUACCGGACGAAGCCGUUGUCAUCUGAAUGCGGUGAGCUCGGCUUACGAGAGCAUGUAUGGGAAUUCGCUGAGGAAGGCGGUGAAGAAGGAGACUUCGGGGAACUUUGAGCAUGGACUGAAGACGAUUCUGGAGUGUGCUGAUCAUCCGGGGAGGUAUUUCGCUAGGAUGCUGCAUAAGGCGAUGAAGGGUUUGGGGACGGAUGAUAGUACAUUGUUGAGGGUGGUGGUGACGAGGGCGGAGAUUGAUAUGGUGUAUGUGAAGAUGGAGUAUCAGAAGAAGUAUGGUAAGAGUUUGAGUGAGGCUGUCAAGUCUGAGACUUCGGGGAAUUUCAGGGCGUUUCUUCUGGCUCUAAUAGGUCAUUGA
Molecule: messenger RNA, 1037 nt
Organism: Fragaria vesca subsp. vesca
Lineage: Eukaryota; Viridiplantae; Streptophyta; Magnoliopsida; Rosales; Rosaceae
Product: annexin D5-like
Exons: 1
Coding region: 99-1037 (312 amino acids)
Cellular component (GO): cytoplasm
Molecular function (GO): calcium-dependent phospholipid binding; calcium ion binding
Source: RefSeq, a predicted model, not a curated record